GGACCCUUGAUAUUUAGGAAAACUAUGUUUAACUCUACUGACAUCAAGUUUUCUGUUAAGUCAUUCAGUUGUUCUGGGCCUGUGAAGUUUACCAUAGAGUGGCAUUUGAAGUAUCAUACCUGUCAUAAUGAAUAUCCUGAGCUGGAGGAGAUGUCCCAAAAUCAUGAACUGCGUGUUGAUGAAGACUUUUGUGGUUAUUUCAAAAACAUUGACUGUUGGACAACAAAAAAUGAAAAUCUGGAUUGCAACAGUGAUUUACAGGUGUUUCCCUCGGUAAAUAAUAAAGAAUUAACAAGUAUCAGAAAUGUUUCCAACCGGGAAAGAUCGAUGGAUGUUGUAGCCAGGACACAGAGAGAUGGCUUUCAUAUCUUUAUUGUUUCUAUUAAAACGGAGAAAACACAUGCCAGCUGGAAUCUGAAUGUUUCUCUUUCUAUGAUGGGGCCUCAUGGAUACAUCUCUGCAUCAGACUGGCCUCUAAUGAUUUUUUACAUGGUGAUGUGUAUUGUUUAUAUAUUUUAUGGUGUGCUUUGGCUGAUGUGGUCUGCCUGUUAUUGGAAAGAUAUAUUAAGAAUCCAGUUCUGGAUUGCAGCUGUUAUUUUCCUAGGAAUGCUUGAAAAAGCAGUUUUUUAUACUGAAUACCAAAACAUCAACAGCACUGGACUGUCAACACAAGGUUUAUUGAUAUUUGCGGAGUUGAUAUCUGCGGUUAAAAGAACAUUGGCUCGCCUCCUUGUGAUCAUUGUGAGCUUGGGUUAUGGCAUUGUGAAGCCUCGCUUAGGAACAGUUAUGCACCGGGUAAUUGGACUGGGACUGCUUUAUUUCAUCUUUGCAGCUGUUGAAGGCGUGAUGAGAGUCAUUGGGGGUUCUAAGCAUUUAGCAGUUGUUUUGGGUGACAUUGUUUUAGCAGUCAUUGACUCCAUUUUUGUAUGGUUCAUUUUUAUAAGUUUGGCACAAACUAUGAAGACUCUAAGGCUAAGGAAGAACACAGUAAAAUUUUCAUUAUAUAGACACUUUACAAAUACUCUCAUCUUUGCUGUGCUGGCUUCUAUAGUGUUCAUGGUGUGGACAACUAAGACAUUUAGAAUUGCAAAAUGCCAAUCAGAUUGGAUGGAACUCUGGGUUGAUGAUGCAUUUUGGAGCUUCCUUUUUUCACUCAUUCUUAUUGUAAUAAUGUUUUUGUGGAGACCAUCAGCAAAUAAUCAGAGAUAUGCCUUCAUGCCCUUAAUAGAUGACUCUGAUGAUGAAGUUGAAGAAUUCAUGGUAACAUCUGAAAAUUUAACGGAAGGAAUAAAAUUAAGAGCCUCAAAAAUGGUUUCCAAUGGAACAGCUAAAUCUACUUCUGAUAAUUUUGAUGAAGAUUUGAAGUGGGUGGAAGAAAACAUUCCCUCUUCAUUCACAGACGUGCCCACAUCACCAGUGAAUGGCUAAUUUACAUCUUACAGGGCCACAAGAAAACAAAACCCUGGGUUAGUCUUUCUCUUCCCUUUUCACUAUACACCAGUGAUUUUAAUACUCAUGGUUUGUCACAAAUUCUAGCUCUACUCUACAGUUACCUGCUCUGCAAUUAUCAGGAUUAUUUAUUUUGUUUUAAUUUUCUAUUAGGGAAAGGUUCAAAUGUGAAACUUUAAAAAACACAUACAAAUACAAUGCCAUAUAUUGCAUGGAAACUGCUGGAAGAUCAUAGAGUUCACAAGAAUCACCUCUGGAAACUUUGAGUUGUUCAUGUUCUUCUCUGUCUGUGUCCUAUUCAAAACAAGAAUUUCAGAUAGCUGUUUCUGCAGUAAAGAUAGACAGAAUGGUAACAUCUUCACACUUCCUGCUUCCAUCUGGCUUCUACUUAGAAGUUUCUAUCUAGUAUGACAUUCCUUUUGCUUGAGGAAUUUCCUUCAUUUUUCUUCUGCAGGUAUACUGAAAAUGAGUCUACCAAAUUUUUAUUUGUCUGAAAGAGUCUUUGUUUCACUUUUUUUUUGAAAGGCAUUUUCACUGGGUAUAGAAAUCUUGGUUGACAGUUUUUUUUUCCAGUUUUGGAAAGAAGCCCAACUCCUUCUUUCCUCUUGGUGGUUCUAGAUUUUGAGCUCAGCCUUGCGCUUACUAGGCAGGUGCUCUACCACUUGAGCCACUCCACUGCCCUUUUUUGUGUUGAGUAGGUAGGGUCUUGCACACUAUUUGCUCAGGCUGGCCUCCAACUAAGAUCCUCCUGAGCUUUGCCUCCCAAGUAGCUAGGAUUAGAGGUGUGUGCCACCAGUGCCUGGCUGCUUUAUUUCUUUGUUCCUCUAUAGGUUUUGUAGGUUUGGUUUUAUGUGGUGGUUUUACUUUUGCUAGCUUCAAGAUUUUAUCUUUAGAUUUAAUCAUUAUGAAUAUGAUUUUAGAGGGAUGUGGGUGUGUGUGUGCAUGCAUGUAUAUACAUUUUUUUUCCUUUCUCUUGACUGCCUAGAAAUGGAAUUGCUGGAUCAUGUGAUAACUCUAUUUUUUAACAUUUCGAGGAAAUACUAAGCUGUUUUCCAAAGCAGCUGCACUAUUUUACAUUCCUGUCAAUAAUAAGUGAGGGUUCCACUUUCUCCAUUUCAUUGCCAAUAUUUGUUACUGUCCACCUUUUUAUGCUGCCCCUUUCAGUGGCUCUGCAGAGUUACCUUCCUGUGCUUUUCAGUCACUGAAAUUUGAACUGUCCUGGUUGAGGGACUGGUAUUAAAUUGUGCUAUCUCAAAUUCAUGCAUAUCAGUUGUAUGCAAGAUAGGAACUGAAACGCAUAAUGCAAUAUUAUACUUUUAUCAGGUCUUUCUUUAGUAUUUCUUGUAUAAAUUAUUAUAGUAUAAGUUUGCUAACAACAAAUCCUCUCAGUUUUACUAAUAUGAAAAUAUAUUUAUUUUGUCUUCCUUUUUAAAGGAUAGUUUUGAUAGUCUUCACCUUUCAAUGUCCUUCAUAAAUUUCAUGUUAAAACUUUGGCACAUACUUUUCCUUCAGGCUCUCCUCAAAGCUCUGUUGCCCACUGGGACUAGGUUAAGCUUACUGAAAACUUUUGUAAGUGUGUCUUUACUAUUUAUCCAUAUUAUCUUUCUUGAACAGAGGCACAUCGUGUGCCUCUCUCAUAGACAUUCAGGUGGUGAUAAUAAUGACAUGGAGCUUAAGCAAAUGCUUGAGUCUACAAAUCCCAUCUCCCGUGUGUUUACUCAUCCCUCUUAAGUUCUCAUGGAAAGCACCAUAGAUGUAGGCACUCAAACCUGCAU
Molecule: messenger RNA, 3224 nt
Organism: Castor canadensis (American beaver)
Lineage: Eukaryota; Metazoa; Chordata; Mammalia; Rodentia; Castoridae
Source: RefSeq, a predicted model, not a curated record